Messenger RNA from Aphanomyces astaci, 529 nucleotides. RefSeq lists its product as hypothetical. The coding region runs from base 48 to 512 and encodes 154 amino acids. The transcript has a single exon. The record is from RefSeq and is a predicted model, not a curated record. Lineage: Eukaryota; Oomycota; Saprolegniomycetes; Saprolegniales; Verrucalvaceae.
UGCGUGUUUGGGCUACAUUGAUUUCGCGGGACCAAUAAAAAAACGCGAUGACCGACACCGCCACCGCCAAGGAAGUUGAACGCGUGCUUACGACAUCCGAUUUGGCCGACGAGAACGAGCUGGACGAGAACGAGCAACAUGUGGCUGCGUGGAUAAAAGGCAUGCAUGAAUCGGAGAUCGCUAGGCUGACGCAGGCGGGCGCCAAGGCGGUGCCGCUCAAGGUCAAGAACAUGGCGAUCGUGCGGGAGGACGCCGGCGUGGUGCUCAACCGCGUGGAGGUGGACACACGCUUCUCCAUGGACCGAAUCGAGCAGAUCCUCGUCGCGGAAGAGAUCACAUCUGUGCCACGCAAGCCACACUUCGUGUACGUGAACGUGUUGCUGCUGCCCAAAGCGUCGACGAUUGCCCUAGUGAUGCCGUACGUGUACGACACGCGGGUGGCCGGCAACACGUUGACGCAAUGGGUGUUCCUCAAUAAUAACAUGGAGCGAUCGCAUCAUGUGAUCGGGUAACCCUUUUUUUUCGCUCC